Molecule: messenger RNA, 2089 nt
Organism: Cornus florida
Lineage: Eukaryota; Viridiplantae; Streptophyta; Magnoliopsida; Cornales; Cornaceae
Product: probable sugar phosphate/phosphate translocator At1g48230
Exons: 10
Coding region: 529-1677 (382 amino acids)
Cellular component (GO): trans-Golgi network; Golgi apparatus; endosome
Molecular function (GO): antiporter activity
Source: RefSeq, a predicted model, not a curated record
ACACAGAAAAGCUCUGAUUUCUCACAUGCUUUGUGUUGUGUUAGUGUUCUUCUGAUCCCCACCAUCGAUAACUCCUAUCCAAGCAUUUACUUCUACUACUGCCUUCCAAGUUCCAAUACUCCUGCUUCCGAGUUCCCCCAUAUACUCUCUCUCUCUCUACAGAAACCUCUCUCUCUACGUAAACUCUCUCGAACUGUCUUUCUCCUUCCUGUCUCUCUAUUGUCUUCAUUGAUCGGUGAAGGAAGAGUAGGGAUCUGUAGAGGCACCGACAUAUUUGCAGUUGUUUGAAGGUGUCGGCAAUCGAUCUUCAGAUUGCUGAAGUAUAGUAGCUGGUUCAUGAAUUCAUCAUAAAGAUUAUUGGUGGUUGUGGAGAUCAAUUUCCUCUUUGAAUUUUGGUAACUGUAUUAAAAGUCUGGUUCAACAUAUCAGGAAUUACUAUAUUUCUGGUUUCAGUGGAAAGCUAUUUUUUGGAUGGUUUAGAGUUCAGAAACUGUUAGAGCGUCGAUUGUGAAAGAAAAGAACAGGAAAAUGAUCAACAAAUCACUUUUGUUGACCUAUCUGUAUCUGCUAAUCUACAUUUUGCUUUCAUCCGGUGUUAUAUUGUACAAUAAGUGGGUUCUAUCUCCGAAGUAUUUCAAUUUUCCAUUUCCUAUAACACUUACGAUGAUUCACAUGGGAUUUUCUGGACUGGUAGCAUUCUUUCUUAUUCGUGUUUUCAAGGUUGUAUCGCCUAUUAAGAUGACAUCUGAAAUAUAUGCAACAUGUGUGAUUCCUAUAAGUGCGUUCUUUGCAUCAAGUCUUUGGUUCGGUAACACUGCUUACUUGCAUAUUUCUGUGGCAUUCAUCCAGAUGCUCAAAUCCCUAAUGCCAGUGGCAACAUUUCUAGUGGCUGUUUUGUGUGGCACUGACAAACUAAGGUGGGACGUAUUCUCGAACAUGGUGCUCGUCAGUGUUGGAGUUGUCAUUUCCUCAUACGGGGAAAUUCAUUUUAAUGUAGUUGGUACGGUUUACCAGGUUACGGGCAUCUUUGCAGAAUCUCUGAGGCUGGUCUUGACUCAAGUCCUUCUGCAAAAGAAGGGUUUGACCCUAAAUCCUGUUACCAGCUUAUAUUACAUAGCUCCAUGCAGUUUCGUGUUUCUGUUUAUACCUUGGUAUUUCCUGGAGAAGCCUGGGAUGGAAGUUUCACAGAUCCAGUUCAAUUUCUGGAUCUUCUUCUCUAAUGCUCUUUGCGCCUUGGCAUUGAACUUCUCUAUUUUAUUAGUAAUUGGUAGAACUGGAGCAGUUACCAUUCGAGUUGCUGGUGUUCUGAAAGAUUGGAUACUAAUAGCACUUUCGAUUGUUAUAUUUCCGGAAUCUACAAUUACCGGGCUGAAUAUCAUUGGCUAUGCAAUAGCACUAUGUGGUGUUGUCUUAUACAACUACUUGAAGGUUAAGGAUGUUCGGGCAUCUCAACUUCCUCCUGAAAGUAUUCCAGAAAGAAUUGCCAAGGAUUGGAAAUUAGAGAAGAAGUCAUCUGAUAUUUACAAUCCUGAUAGUAGUGAUAAAAAUGGAGGAAGUACUAGAGGGAAUAGUACUGCAUCCGAUUUGAAUGUAGAUGAAGAGGCUCCUCUAAUUUCUUCAUCGAGGUUAUCCCAUAUUGGACGUUCACAACUUAGUAAUCACAGUGCAUCGUUGUGACAUCCGAAAUGCAGAUAAGAUAAAUAACCAUUUAUUAGCGGAAGCACAUAAGAAGAAAAGCUGGCACAAUGGCAUCCCUGCAUCCUCCUAUACAAAGUAAAAGCUCAUUAUUUUGUGGGAGAAGGUUUGUUACACGAGAAUCUGGGCGCAGUUGUCCCAUUCUAGCCCGUGCAUUCAUGCUUUAAGGGCGGUAAUUUUGUUCUCUUUUAAGGGAGAAGGCUUUGCUAUUCACGACCUUUAAUUCUUGUUGAACAUGCAAAUCAUACUCUAUUAAGGGCGGUAAUUUUGUUCUCUUUUAAGGGAAUUUUGAUUUUGAUUUUUUAAUGGCUUCCAUUGAUAAGUAAAAUAGAGCUAUUCAAAUCUAAUAGAACUUGUAUUUUUGAUUCAGCAAAGGUGCUAUUCUUAGCAGAAA